AUGGAAGACUCAAUAGAAAAGACUUCGCAGUCUGACAAAUCUGCGUCUGUGCCAUUGAGUGAUGAGUCGUUGAAAGUGACUCCUCCCCAAACAUGGACUGCAGCUGAAGAGCGUAGAGCAAGGCGCAAAGUCGACCUUUCGGUGCUGCCGCUCCUGGUCCUUGGCCUGUUGGUUUUCCAGCUCGACCGCAUGAACCUAGCCAGCGCCCUAACGGCGGGCUUCGCCGCAGACAUCGGCGUGGACCAGGAAACAAUAAACCUGGGCAACCAGCUGAUGUUCCUCGGGAUCGUGGUACUCGAGAUCCCCUGCAACAUGCUGCUGCAGCGCGUCGGGCCGCGCCGCUGGAUCCCGGGCCAGGUCCUUCUAUUUGGCACUGUUGCGGCCCUGCAGGUCUUCAUCCGCAAUCGUGCCGGCUUCCUGGCCUCACGUAUUUGCCUGGGCCUGGCCGAAGCCGGCUAUAUACCCGGGGCCAUGUACACGGUGUCCACGUGGUACCGUCGCGGGGAGCUGGCGCGGCGGAUCGCCUUCUUAUUCUUCGGCAUGUUCGGCGGCAAUGCACUUAGCCCGUUACUGGCAUCGGGAAUCCUCAAGCUUGACGGUGCGAGGGGCGUCAGGGGUUGGCAGUGGCUGUUUCUACUGGAAGGAUUAUUCACCAUGAUGGUCUCUGUGAUGAUAUACCUCCUCUUGCCAGGGUCACCAGAUACGCCGAAACCCCUGGGUAGUGCGGGAUUGAUCAGGUUCUCUGAGUCGGAGCAGGUUGUUCUGCAGAAGAGACUUGAGAAUGACCGGAGUGAGAUUGGGCAGAGUGUCAAGUCCACGCGCAUCCCUCUGAAACUGGUGUGGAAGACCGUAACCCAUUACAAGCGCUGGCCGCACUUCGUCUCGACGUUUUGCAUCUUCUCAACCUGGACGCCGCUCAUGACUUACACGCCGUCCAUAAUCAUGUCUUUGGGCUUCGAGAGGAUAGCAGCCAACGCCCUUGCAGCGGUCGGGGCAUCGCUCGCGCUACCGGUUGUCUUCGCCUUCGCAUAUCUGAGUGACCGUACAAAUAGGCGCGGGCUAUGCGUCAUCGCCGCCCAGCUGUGCUACUUAGUCACGCUGAUCACGAUCCGGUCCGUCCACCCACAUGUUGGCAAGUGGCCGCGCUGGGUGCUGUGGACAGUCGUCAACGCUUUCUCGGUCGGGUACCAUCCUGUACAUAAUUCGUGGGUACAGCUCAAUUGCAAGGAGCCGCGGGAGAGAAGUAUAAGCAUCUGCAUGUGGGUCAUGUCCGCUAUAACUGGAAAUAUGGUAGGAACUCAGUAUUUUAGGGGCGACGAUGUGCCGUUCUAUCAUAACGGCCUGAGGACAAUGAUUAUCAUGGUCUCAGUGGGAAUUUUCUUCGCAAUACUACAAGUCAUGAUAUAUCGUAAUCACAAUGGCCGGGCGGCUCAAGAUGAACGUAAGGCUACAGAUGGCGAGGAGCCAAUGAUCUAUACUCCGUGA
Messenger RNA from Neoarthrinium moseri, 1485 nucleotides. RefSeq lists its product as uncharacterized. The transcript is spliced from 6 exons. Gene Ontology annotation, biological process: transmembrane transport. The record is from RefSeq and is a predicted model, not a curated record. Bases 1 to 1485 code for a protein of 494 amino acids. Gene Ontology annotation, cellular component: membrane. Gene Ontology annotation, molecular function: transmembrane transporter activity. NCBI's taxonomy places the organism in Eukaryota, Fungi, Ascomycota, Sordariomycetes, Amphisphaeriales, Apiosporaceae.